AGCAGCCAGUCGGUCAAGUGGUGUCUGUGAUUGGCUAUCUCUGGAUUUUCACCAUCGAUUCCUUGUAAGCUACAAUUUUCUACGAAAUUCUGCCAAAAUUACCUCUGGCUAAUUGUUAAUUAGCUAAUUGAUCGAAAGAGACUGAGUGCCACUAAUAGAAAGUUUAUAUUACCAAGGGUUUUACGUUCUUCGUACAAUGUCGGUGAUGCGCGUAUUUGCUCGUAAUAUGGCUACCGCGGCCAAAAUUAAUAACGUGGUUGUGAUCGGUGGUGGCCUGAUGGGGGCAGGAAUUGCUCAGGUCGCGGCAGCAACCGGUCACAAGGUAACGUUGGUGGAAGUGAACGAUCAGUUGGUGGAAAAGGCAGUCGGAAGCAUCAAGAAAAGCCUGGAACGCGUCGCCAAAAAACAAUUCAAGGAUGAUGCCACCAAAGGCCAACAAUUUAUCGAAGGAACCCUAAGCAACCUGAAGGGAUCGUCCAAGCUGGAAGAUGCGGUGUCUUCUUCGGAUCUCGUUAUCGAAGCCAUCGUCGAGAAGAUGGAAAUCAAGCAUGAGUUGUUCGGCAAAAUUGAUGCCGCUGCACCUGCCAGCUCAAUCUUUGCUAGCAACACAUCGUCACUUUCGAUUGCGGAGAUCGGUUCGGUUACGAAGCGAGAGGAUCGCUUCGGCGGAUUACAUUUUUUCAACCCGGUUCCGAUUAUGAAGCUGUUGGAGGUCAUCCGCACCGAAAAGACUUCCGAAGAUACUUAUCAGCAAUUGAUGGAAUUUGGAAAGCGUAUGGGAAAGAGCUGUAUUACCUGCAAAGACACGCCCGGUUUCGUCGUGAACCGUUUGUUGGUGCCGUAUAUGGCGGAAGCAGUUCGUCUACUGGAGCGAGGUGAUGCCACGGCUCGCGACAUCGAUACGGCUAUGAAAUUGGGAGCUGGCUAUCCUAUGGGCCCGUUCGAGUUGAACGAUUAUGUUGGCUUGGAUACAACCAAUAAUAUCAUACAGGGCUGGCACAAAAAGUUUCCAGACAAUCCACUUUUUACUCCACCAAAAUUGAUUGAAAAACUCGUGUCUGAGGGAAAACUUGGCGUCAAGUCUGGCGAAGGAUUUUAUUCGUACAAAAAAUAAAUAUGUUUUCAUCUGUUUAUGUUUGGUAAAUAAAGUGCAUUUAGUUAUUUAAAAUGA
Molecule: messenger RNA, 1171 nt
Organism: Armigeres subalbatus
Lineage: Eukaryota; Metazoa; Arthropoda; Insecta; Diptera; Culicidae
Product: hydroxyacyl-coenzyme A dehydrogenase, mitochondrial-like
Exons: 2
Coding region: 197-1114 (305 amino acids)
Biological process (GO): fatty acid beta-oxidation
Cellular component (GO): mitochondrion
Molecular function (GO): (3S)-3-hydroxyacyl-CoA dehydrogenase (NAD+) activity; NAD+ binding
Source: RefSeq, a predicted model, not a curated record